UACAGGAACCAGGCUGAAUUCCCCAUGAGUCCUGUGACUUCAGCCCAGGGUGGAACCUACCGAUGCUACAGCAGAAUCAGCUCCUACCCCUCCCUGCUGUCGGACGCUAGUUACCCCCUGAAGCUUGUGGUCCCAGACAGGGGCUCUCUGUGGCCUCAAGCCAUCCUCCCGCCUCAGCCUCCUGAAGUGCUGGGAUUCCAGGCGGGAGCCACCACGGCAGGGCCUGCAUUUCUCCUCUGUGCUCACGGCAGCUCAGCCUGGACUGCAAAGCCAGGUGUCAGGUGCGUCUCUGUUGACCUGAGCCUGCCUGCAGCACGGACCUGCAUCUUCCCUGAAGCAACUCCAGGGCUGGAGAGACGAUGGCCAUAGUGAGGACCCUGCACCUCUGUGCUGAUGGACGGGCUGAAGGAGGGAGGGAGACCCCAUGAGGAGGCUGUGAGAGGGAGGAGGAGCCCACUCUCACCCUCUCCUGAAAGGGGCUGACUCAGGAAGGAACCAGGGCUAUGUGCUGCUGUGUCCCAGCCCUCAAUGAAAUAAAGAUAAAUCAGACAGAGAAUGGUCCUGGGGCAGGGAGACCCAUUUCUCUUUGUAAUGUCUGCAGAGAGGCGGGUGCCCGUCCCCACCACAGCCCAAAAUGAAAGCCAGGCUCCUGGGGAGGGCAGUUCCCCUUCCUGUGGGCUGUGGAUGAGACAACCCCAUGACAAGAAGCACUCAGCCUCCGAGCAGCCACACCCUGGAUGUCUCCCUGUCCUGCCAGCACCAAGGGCUCAUCCAUCUGCAGAGCCCGUGGCCACUGGGAAGCGACGCCAUGACCCCCACCCUCACAGCCCUGCUCUGCCUUGGGCUGAGUCUGAGCCCCAGAACCCGCGUGCAGGCAGGGCCCCUCCCCACACCCAUCCUCUGGGCUGAGCCAGCCUCUGUGAUCAUCUGGGGGAGCCCCGUGACCAUUUGGUGUCAGGGGAACCUGGAGGCCCAGGAGUAUCAUCUGGAAAAAGAGGGAAUCCAAGUAGCCUGGGUCAGACAGAACCCACUGCAACCCAACAAGGCCAGAUUCUCCAUCUCAUCCAUGUCAGAGUCCCAUGCAGGGAAAUAUCGCUGUUACUAUCUCAGCCCUGCAGGCUGGUCAGAGCGCAGUGAGCCCCUGGAGCUGGUGGUGACGGGAGUCUACAGCAAACCCACCCUCUUAGCCCUGCCCAGCCCUGUGGUGACCUCAGGAGGGAACGUGACCCUCCAGUGUGGCUCACAGGAGGGAUAUUUCCAUUUUGUUCUGAUGAAGGAAGGAGAACACCAGCUCCCCCGGACCCUGAACUCACAGCAGCCCCCCAGUGGGUUCAGGGCCCUGUUCCCGGUGGGUCCCGUGACCCCCAGCCACAGGUGGAUGUUCAGAUGCUAUUACUAUUAUAGAAACACCCCCCAGGUGUGGUCACACCCCAGUGACCCCCUGGAGAUUCUGAGCUCAGGCGUGUCUAGGAAGCCCUCCCUCCUGACCCCGCAGGGCCCCGUCGUGGCGCAUGGAGGCAGCCUGACCCUGCAGUGUCGCUCUGAUGUCGACUACGACAGAUUUGCUCUGUACAAGGACCAGGGAGUUAACCUCCUCCAGGGCUCUGGCCAGAAGUUCCAGGCUGGGCUCUCCCAGGCCAACUUCACCCUGAGCCCUAUAAGGGUCUCCCACGGGGGCCAGUACAGAUGCUACGGUGCACACAACCUCUCCUCCGAGUGGUCAGCCCCCAGUGACCCCCUGGACAUCCUGAUCUCAGGACAGAUCCCUGACAGACCCUCCCUCUCAGUGCAGCCGAAUUCCACGGUGGCUUCAGGAGAGAACGUGACCCUGCUGUGUCAGUCACAGGGGUGGAUGGACACUUUCCUUCUGACCAAGGCGGGAGCAGCUGAUGCCCCCGUGCGUCUACGAUCAAAGCACCAAUCUGAUAAGGACCAGGCUGAAUUCCCCAUGAGUCCUGUAACCUCAGCCCACGCGGGGACCUACAGGUGCUACAGCUCACACAGAUCCAACGCCUACCUGCUGUCCCUCCCCAGUGACCCCCUGGAGCUGGUGGUCUCAGGACCCUCUGCAGGCUCCAGCCCACCACCCGCAGGGCCAACCACACCUGGUCUGGGAAGGUACCUGGAGGUGUUGACUGGGGUCUCCAUGGGCUUCGUCCUGCUGCUCCUCCUCCUCCUCCUCUUCCUCCUCCUCCGACACCGGCGCCAGAAGAAACACAGAACCUUGGACCAGAGAGAGGCUGAUUUCCACCAUCCUACUGGGGCUGUGGAGCCAGAGCCCAAGGACAAGGGCCUGCAGAGGAGGUCCAGCCCAGCUGCUGAUGUCCCGGAAGAAAACCUCUAUGCUGCCGUGAAGGACACACAGCCUGAGGACGAGGUGGAGCUGGACACUCGGGCUGCUGCCUCUGAAGGCCCCCAGGAUGUGACCUACGCCCAGCUGCACAGCUUGACCCUCAGACGGGAGGCAACUGAGCCUCCUCCCUCUCAGGAAGGGGCCCCUCCAGCUGAGCCCAGCAUCUACGCCACUGUGGCCAUCCACUAGUCCAGGGGGACCCAGACCCCACACUCAACAGAAGGACACUCAGAAGACAUGGGAGCUGCCCCCAGUGGACACCAAUAGACCCCAGCCAGCCUGGACCCUUAACACAGACCACCAGGAGGCACUGGGAACUUGUGGGACUCACCUGACUCAAAGAUGACUAAUAUCCUCGCAUUUUGGAAAUAAAGCAGCAGACCUCUCAAUAAUCAGUGAGUCAAUAA
Molecule: messenger RNA, 2760 nt
Organism: Callithrix jacchus (white-tufted-ear marmoset)
Lineage: Eukaryota; Metazoa; Chordata; Mammalia; Primates; Cebidae
Gene: LILRB3
Product: leukocyte immunoglobulin like receptor B3
Biological process (GO): cytokine-mediated signaling pathway; immune response-regulating signaling pathway
Cellular component (GO): plasma membrane
Molecular function (GO): inhibitory MHC class I receptor activity
Source: RefSeq, a predicted model, not a curated record